Molecule: messenger RNA, 3440 nt
Organism: Sus scrofa (pig)
Lineage: Eukaryota; Metazoa; Chordata; Mammalia; Artiodactyla; Suidae
Source: RefSeq, a predicted model, not a curated record
AGCCACUCUCACCUUCUGAGACAUCAGCAUUCUGCCUAUGGAAUGUGUAUCCUGCAAGGCCACUCUCACCUUCUGAGAUGGCCCACACUCUGUGGAGUGUGUUUCUUCCCAGAUAAAUCUGCUUGCACACUACAUGGCUUGCUUCUAAAUUCUUCCCUACGUGAAGCUAAGGACCCUCACUUGGCAGCCUGUCCCCAGGGAUGCGACCUGAGAUGUCAGCUUCUACAGCCCUUGGAUGAGAAGUAGCAAAGAAACAUAGUCCUGCAAUUACAAGGAACUGAAUUCUGCCACAACCAUGUGAACUUGGAAGAGGAUCUUGAGCUCUAGAUGAGAACUCAGCAUGGCAUAAAUCUUGAGUUUAUCCUGUGAGAUCCUAAGCAGAAAAAUCCAACUCUGAUGUGUCUGGACUUCUGACCUAUAACUUUGUGUUGCAGGUGGCGGAACCGAAAAAAGUUAUUUAUGAAUUCCAAUGAGUGGAGAUGGAUGAUGCAGUUCAAAUAACUAAGGUCAGCAUGGAUUCCUGGUUCCUUCUUGUUCUGCUGGGCAGUGGUCUGAUACAUGCUGGUGCCAGCAACACUACCACAGUUUCACCUUCAGUAGGCGUUACAAGAUCUAUUAAAGCAACUACAGCAGAAUCAUUUAAAGAAGAGACCAAAACUUCAAAUCCUACUUCUUCAGUAACUUCUCCUUCCUUGGCACCAACAUUCAGCCCAAAUCUAACUCUGGGACCCACCUAUGUAACAACCACUGUCAAUUCUUCAGACUCUGACAAUGGGACCACAAGAACAGUGAGCACCAAUUCUGUAGUCACUACAGUUUCACCAAAUGGAACAUGGCAUGUAGAUACCAGAACAGAACCUUGGGAGGGGAAUGCCAGCACUGCAGCAACCACUCCGGAAACUUUUCCUCCUUCAGAUGAGACGCCAAUUAUUGCAGUGAUGGUGGCCCUGUCCUCUCUGCUAGUGAUCGUGUUUAUUAUCAUAGUUCUGUACAUGUUAAGGUUUAAGAAAUACAAGCAAGCUGGGAGCCAUUCCAAUUCUUUCCGCUUAUCCAAUGGCCGCACUGAAGAUGUAGAGCCCCAGAGCGUACCACUUCUGGCCAGGUCCCCAAGCACCAACAGGAAGUACCCGCCCCUGCCUGUGGACAAGCUGGAAGAGGAGAUUAACCGGAGAAUGGCUGAUGACAAUAAGCUCUUCAGAGAGGAAUUCAACGCUCUCCCUGCUUGUCCUAUCCAGGCCACCUGUGAAGCUGCCUCCAAGGAGGAGAACAAGGAAAAAAAUCGAUAUGUAAACAUCUUGCCUUAUGACCACUCUAGAGUCCAUCUGACACCUGUUGAAGGAGUUCCAGAUUCUGAUUACAUCAAUGCUUCAUUCAUCAAUGGCUACCAAGAAAAGAACAAAUUCAUUGCUGCACAAGGACCAAAAGAAGAAACAGUGAACGAUUUUUGGAGGAUGAUCUGGGAACAAAACACAGCCACCAUUGUCAUGGUGACCAAUCUCAAGGAGAGAAAGGAGUGUAAGUGCGCCCAGUACUGGCCAGACCAAGGCUGCUGGACCUAUGGGAAUAUCCGCGUUUCAGUAGAGGAUGUGACUGUGCUGGUGGACUACACAGUGCGGAAGUUCUGCAUUCAACAGGUGGGGGACGUGACCAACAGAAAGCCUCAGCGCCUCAUCACUCAGUUCCACUUUACCAGCUGGCCAGACUUUGGGGUGCCUUUCACCCCGAUCGGCAUGCUCAAGUUCCUCAAGAAGGUGAAGGCCUGCAACCCUCAGUAUGCAGGGGCCAUCGUGGUGCACUGCAGUGCGGGUGUAGGGCGUACAGGUACCUUUGUUGUCAUUGAUGCCAUGCUGGACAUGAUGCAUACAGAGCGGAAGGUGGACGUGUAUGGCUUUGUGAGCCGGAUCCGGGCACAACGCUGCCAGAUGGUGCAAACAGACAUGCAGUACGUCUUCAUAUACCAAGCCCUUCUGGAGCAUUAUCUCUAUGGAGACACAGAACUGGAAGUCACCUCUCUAGAAACACAUCUGCAGAAAAUUUACAACAAAAUCCCAGGGACCAGCAACAAUGGAUUAGAGGAGGAGUUUAAGAAAUUGACAUCAAUCAAAAUCCAGAAUGACAAGAUGCGGACCGGAAACCUUCCAGCCAAUAUGAAGAAGAACCGGGUUUUACAGAUCAUUCCAUAUGAAUUCAACAGGGUGAUCAUUCCAGUUAAGAGGGGUGAGGAGAAUACAGACUACGUGAACGCAUCCUUCAUUGACGGCUACCGGCAGAAGGACUCCUACAUCGCCAGCCAGGGCCCUCUUCUCCACACGAUUGAGGACUUCUGGCGAAUGAUCUGGGAGUGGAAAUCCUGCUCUAUCGUGAUGCUGACAGAACUGGAGGAGAGAGGCCAGGAGAAGUGUGCCCAGUACUGGCCCUCUGAUGGACUGGUGUCCUAUGGAGACAUCACAGUGGAGCUGAAGAAGGAGGAGGAAUGUGAGAGUUAUACCGUCAGGGACCUCCUGGUUACCAACACCAGGGAGAACAAGAGCCGGCAGAUCCGGCAGUUCCACUUCCAUGGCUGGCCUGAAGUGGGCAUCCCCAGCGAUGGAAAGGGCAUGAUCAGCAUCAUUGCAGCCGUGCAGAAGCAGCAGCAGCAGUCGGGAAACCACCCCAUCACUGUGCACUGCAGUGCGGGGGCAGGACGGACAGGGACCUUCUGUGCCCUAAGCACAGUCCUAGAACGAGUGAAGGCGGAAGGGAUUUUGGAUGUCUUCCAGACCGUCAAGAGCCUGCGGCUGCAGAGGCCACACAUGGUCCAGACACUGGAACAGUAUGAAUUCUGCUACAAGGUGGUGCAGGAAUAUAUUGACGCAUUCUCAGAUUAUGCCAACUUCAAGUAAGAGGCGAUGAGGCCAUGGACAGGAGAAUUGCCUUUAAUAUUUUGUAAUAUUCUGUUUUGUUAAUAUACCCAAAAUUGUGUAUAUAUCUUAUAACUGUUUUAGAAAUUGGUACAUAGGCUUCUAUUACCUAUUAGGUGGAGAUUUUAUAUGUAAAUGUGUUAGCACUGAUAGUCCUUUUUCCAAUGUUUUAUUGGGGAAUUAAAUAGUGUGAUGUUUGGAUUGAUAUCGUGAAAUCCUCUGCCUGGAAAUUGGGCUCUAGUGUUCUUUGGUUUAUACAUCUUUUCCUAAAGAAGAAACGCAAAACCUGGUUCCAGGUACCUAGGCAUCAACUAAGAAAAAAAGCACAAAGGUAUCAGAGCUCUUGAGGAAAUUGGUUGUCCCAGUCUGCCCCCGGUUCAGGCCACUGUCCCCUCCCUGCUCUGUAAAUAAUCUCUCCCUUCCCCGUCCCUGCCCCCUUCUUGAACCCCCCACAUCCCACCAUGAGGGGUAAAGGGACCAGAGCGGUACCUCUGGCACCACACUAGGGAUUAUCAGGUAAUAAAAGCUUUGACUCCCUGA